Molecule: messenger RNA, 2055 nt
Organism: Pochonia chlamydosporia 170
Lineage: Eukaryota; Fungi; Ascomycota; Sordariomycetes; Hypocreales; Clavicipitaceae
Product: glycoside hydrolase family 16
Exons: 3
Coding region: 1-2055 (684 amino acids)
Biological process (GO): glucan catabolic process
Molecular function (GO): hydrolase activity, hydrolyzing O-glycosyl compounds
Source: RefSeq, a predicted model, not a curated record
AUGGCUCACUACGCCCUGGCCACGUCCUACGCAGGGGAAUCGCUCCUCUCAGGAUUCAACUGGUUCGAUGGGGCUGAUCCCUCCCACGGCUUCGUUUCCUACCAGAGUCGUCCGAAUGCUGAGGCACUGGGUCUGUAUUCAGUUGAUGAGAAUACGGGAGUCGUGAGAUUAGGUGUCGACAGCACGAAUACAUAUUCAACGUAUGAGCAGGGACGGCCGAGUAUACGGCUUGAAAGCAAGGAGUCUUACAACCAUGGUCUCUUUAUUGCCGACUUUUUACACAUGCCUCCUUCGCAAUGUGGUUUAUGGCCAGCUUUCUGGACAUAUGGGCCUAAUUGGCCUGCUGGGGGAGAAGUCGACAUCAUCGAAGGCGCCAACGACCAGUAUCACAACAUUCUUUCCGCACACACAGCUCCCGGCUGCAGUGUUGGCUAUGAUCUCAGCAGUGAUUUCUUGGGGGUUCAACGCUCGACGAACUGCGACGUUGGGACUGAUAAUGUUGGCUGUGGGUAUGAAUCACCUGUGGGUGAUGCGUCUGCGUAUGGGGAUGGCUUCAACGCUGCUAAUGGGGGUGUGUAUGCCAUGGAGUGGGAUGAUGAGUACAUCAAGAUUUGGCACUUUGCGAGAGGGAAUAUUCCCAGGGAUAUUCGUAAGAAGGAGCCUGAUCCGAAUGGUUGGGGGUUGCCGGAUGCUAUUUUUGGUGGGCGGAGCUGUGAUGUGGACAACUUUUUCAAGGAUAUGAGUCUUGUUAUUAAUAUUAAUUUCUGCGGUGAUUGGGGAAACGCCAUCUGGGGCAAAACCGACGGCUGCGGCGCCUACGCAUCAACAUGCAGUGAAUACGUGGGCAGCAACCCGGAAGCAUUUUCGAAUGCCUACUGGGACGUUCGAUACAUUGACGCCUACCAGAAGAGCAACGAGGCUCGUUCCUCUCCUCCUUCUAACCCUUCUCCCGACGAACCAGCCAGUUCAACCACCACCAUGACCACAUCCAUGACCACAACCGUCACCGUCAACGGCCACAAGACCACCAAAGUCAUCGACGGGGACGCAAAACACACUCCCAGACCAGACAUCACCACCUCAUUCAUCUCCCCCAGCGAGGCUGCUGCGCCAAAGAAUCCCACCAAGGUUGACGACUCCGCAUACCUGGGCUGCUACAGCUCAAGCGACGGCUUCAAGACCUUCCACAUGGUCCAAGACAGCAAGGACAUGACUGUCGGGCAAUGCGUCAAGCUCUGCCGCGAAUCCAUGUUCGCGGGCGUCUACGACACGCAGUGCUUCUGCGCAGACUCACUAGAUGCGAAUACGCGCGCUGCCAACGCCAAGGACGGGGAUGUGUGCGAUCAUCCUUGUCCCGGUGAUGACGCUCAGUAUUGUGGUGGUUUGGCAAAGAAUAUCGGCGAGUUGGCUAAUGCAACUGCGCCAGCGAAGAAUGAAAAAUUCGGCAACAAUCCAACGACAGGCGCACCAAGCUACAAAUUUACAAAUUCGACGGGAAAUUCCACACUACAGAAUACAUUCCACGUUGCUUCGAAGAAGCUGCAGGCGCGACGUAUGGACAAGAAUAUCCUACUUACUGUCUACGGGGUCGUCAAGAACGAGACGCCGCCGCCGCCGCCUCCGCCCAUGGCACCAGGUCAGAAUGUAACGUACACGUUUACGGAUUACGCUACGGAGACGAAGUACAAGACUGUUGUGCCUGUUCAGGUGACUGGCGCGCCGGAUGCCAAGUUUGUGGUGAAUACGCGGCCUGGGAAAUCGAUGAAAGACAAGACUGUCACUGAGACGGUUAGACCGACGGAGGUAGUUAUUGAGGAUUGCGCAAGUACUGAAGCUCCUACCGUGCAGACGAGCAAGAUUCAUUGGCAGAAGUCUUCGCGGUUCGAUCCCCCUGUGCCGGUGGAGACGGAGACGCCCCUGCCUACGGUUGAUACUUCGGAGGAGACUGGCAGUCCUACACCUGCAGUGGUGACUGCUGGUGCUGGGGGUGCUUGGAGCGAGACAAAGUUGGUGACGUUGGGAUUGGCGGUGUUAGUUGUUGCGGUGUUGCUUUGA